This is a messenger RNA of Alnus glutinosa, 1711 nucleotides long. Its product is annotated as glycerol-3-phosphate 2-O-acyltransferase 6. Gene Ontology annotation, biological process: cutin biosynthetic process. The record is from RefSeq and is a predicted model, not a curated record. Lineage: Eukaryota; Viridiplantae; Streptophyta; Magnoliopsida; Fagales; Betulaceae. Gene Ontology annotation, molecular function: glycerol-3-phosphate 2-O-acyltransferase activity; phosphatase activity. Bases 90 to 1577 code for a protein of 495 amino acids. The transcript is spliced from 2 exons. Gene Ontology annotation, cellular component: membrane.
UCUCCUCUCUAUCUAUUCAUUACAUAUCUUUGUUUCUUUCACCCACAAACUCUCUCAUUUUUCAUUUUAUCUCUAUCUAUCUUAUCGUCAUGGGGGCUCAACGUCGUUUCGAGCCGAUCUCAAAAUGUAGCUCUGACGGGAGAUCAAACCAAACGGUGGCUUCAGACCUAGACGGCACGCUUCUUGUGUCAACAAGUGCUUUCCCAUACUACAUGCUCGUUGCUCUCGAAGCCGGCAGCCUUCCAAGGGCGCUACUGCUUUUAGCAUCAGUUCCGUGCGUAUAUUUCACGUACUUAUUCAUUUCCGAGACUUUAGCAAUCCAAAGCUUCAUCUUUAUUGCUGUGGCGGGGUUGAAGAUCAGAGACAUUGCACUUGUGUCAAGGUCUGUCCUGCCCAAGUUUUACGCCGAGGACGUUCACCCGGAGGCCUGGAGAGUGUUCAAUUCCUUCGGCAAGCGAUACAUUAUUACCGCCAGUCCCAGAAUCAUGGUGGAGCCAUUUGCCGAAACCUUUUUAGGGGCUGAUAAGGUAAUUGGGACGGAGUUGGAGGUCACAAAAUCUGGAAGGGCAACUGGGUUUGCUAAGAAACCAGGUGUUCUUGUUGGUGAUCACAAAAAAGCAGCCAUUGAAAAGGAAUUUGGCACAACCUUUCCAGAUGUGGGUCUUGGAGAUAGAGAAACCGACCAUGAUUUCAUGUCGCUUUGCAAGGAAGGUUACAUGGUGCCAAGAACAAAAUGUGAGCCACUUCCAAGCAACAAGCUAUUAAGCCCAAUUAUAUUUCACGAAGGCCGGUUAGUUCAGAGACCGACACCACUGGUUGCCCUCUUGACCUUCUUAUGGAUGCCGAUCGGAAUUGUCCUCUCCAUCUUCAGAGUCUACGUCAACGUCCCUUUGCCUGAGCCAAUUGUCAGACAAGUUUAUAAGAUCCAAGGCGUUAAGCUUACUGUUAAGGGCACCCCUCCACCAGCACCAAUGGAAGGCCACAAGGGAGUGCUCUUUAUCUGCAACCACCGUACAGUUUUGGACCCCGUUAUCGUCUCCGUUGCCCUCGGAAGAAAAGUCAGUUGUGUCACGUAUAGUAUAAGCAAAUUUAGCGAGAUGAUUUCGCCGAUCAAGACCGUGGCAUUGUCGAGAGAGAGAGAGAAAGACGCAGCUCAUAUUAAGCAGUUGCUUGAAGAUGGAGACCUAGUGAUUUGCCCCGAGGGAACGACUUGUAGAGAGCCUUUUCUCUUACGAUUUAGUGCUCUUUUUGCCGAGCUCACCGACAGGAUCGUGCCCGUUGCGAUUAACACCAAACAAACGGUGUUUUACGGGACGACCGCACGUGGGCAUAAACUGUUGGACCCUUAUUUUGUGUUCAUGAAUCCAAUGCCAACCUACGAGGUCACCUUCUUGAAUCAACUUCCCACAGAGCUCACCUGCAAAGGUGGGAAAUCUGCGAUUGAGGUUGCGAAUUACAUUCAAAGGGUGUUGGCUGGGACAUUGGGGUUUGAGUGCACAUGUUUGACGAGGAAGGACAAGUAUGCCACGCUCGCAGGAACAGACGGCCGUGUUCCAUCGAAGAAGGAAAAGGCCUAGCUAAAAGCAUAUUCCAAUCAUUUGUCUGUAUUGUUAAUUUUCCCCAUAUUAGAGAAACGUUUUACCACAAUUAAGAAUAAAGAUUGAAUAUUGUCAUGCUAUAGCUGUUUGCAAAAUAACAGUUAUGUUAUAUA